AAGACCUGUCAGGGAUAAAAAAAUUGAAAAACUUAUUGUUGGAGAAUUUAAUAAUUAUUUUGGACAUUAUUUACCUCCUGGAAAGUACUUGCCAUGUCUUAUAUCUAUAACCAUUCCACCUGAAGCUAUUGAUAUAAAUUUGGAACCAGAUAAAUCCCGAAUUUUAUUUCAUAAUCAGGAUAUGAUACUACUUAAUCUUAAAAAAUGCAUUACUGAAUAUUAUUAUAAUGAUAAAAAAGAGAAYGAUCCGUCUAAUAAUAAUAAAAGAAAAAUACCUUACGAUUCAGAAGAAGUCCAAGCUAAAAAAUCUCCAAUCUUAAUGUCACAGGUUAAUGAUUCUUUUUUUCCAAAUGCAGAGUCAACUAAAAUUAUUAGCAAUGAUUCAUUGAACUCUGUAUUAAACAACGAUGAGCAUACACAAAUUGUUAAGGAAUUAAGUUUAGAAGAUAUUGAUUUUGAAGAGCCAUUUAUUUCAAAAAAAAAUAUAAGUGACAAAAUGUUAUGUUUGGAAAAUAACAAAGUGGAAAGUACCGAUGAUAUUUCAGAGUAUCGUAAAAAGUUAUUGAAUAUUGGAAACACUUCUUCUCUUCAAACUGAUGGCGCAAGUGUUAAAAAUUUUGAUACUGAAGACAUAUCAAUUUCACAAUGGAGUAAAGGUGAUGUAAUUCUAAAUGGAAAACCAUUAGAGAGUGGAGUGGUGUUAAAGACUGAUUUAUUGCAUGGAAAUGUAGAGAAAAACAAUAUGCCAAAAAUUGAUUCAGAAACUGAAAUUCUUCAUUCUAAAACUGUAACUCAAAUGGAUGAAAAUAUUGUAAUGAAAAAUUAUAAUCCAGUAAAUACAAAUGAUGAAUCUUCAGAAAAUAUUUCAUUCAAAUCAUCAAAUAGUAGUAUGAAGCAAUUAAAACUUGAACCACUUUUUCGUACAGUUUCUGUUCCUGAUGAGCAAGUUCCUGGUCUUCACCAUUUAGUAAAUCGUCCACAGUCAUGGGUGCCUCAACCUAGAUCAAAAAGACCAACAAGAGAUGUUCCUGAAGAAGAUCUUUGUGAAACUAUUCGUAGUGUCAGCAGUCAAAUGGGAAACAAAGAGAUGUCAGGAUUUACACUGUUUGCUAGGGAAAUAAGAACUAAAAUCAUUCGAGAAAAUCCAGGGAUAGAAUUUACAAAAGUAAGCAAAGAACUUGCCAGAUUAUGGGGUGAAUUGAGYGAAGAUGAAAAAUYAAGGUAUAAAAAAUUGUCUAAUGAACAAAAAAAAGUGGUAAUAUCCACUAAAACAAAUGAUGUAGAAUUACCAAAAAAAUUAUUUCAAUCUAYCCCUAAGAAUCUUGAAAGGCAUUCUACCCAAAUUAACGUAGAAUUAUCUGAGAUCAAAAGAAAUAUUUUUAAGACGCCUAAAAUGAUUUCAUCAGAAUUUAUGCUUGUUGGUCAAAUCGAGGACAAUAAUUGGAUUUGUUGUGUGCGUAAUGAAAUACAAGCUUUAAAUAUUUGUCGUCUUCAAGAAGCUGUAAUUUUUUUCCAAAAGUUAGCUGAUAGUGAGAUACCUUUGAARAUGUUAGACCAAUCAAUUAUAACAAACAAAAAGUUUUUGGGUGAGAAAAACUAUCGGUUUUUAAUGGAUCUGGAUACUUCGUAUGAACCAUCAGCUGAUAAAUAUACUAUAACAGAUAAAAGAAUAAUUAAGAAUGGUUUUAAUGUUGUUAUUGUUUUUAAUGAUGAUACUGAAAAUCCUGAUAUAAACAUCACAGAUGUGGCUCUUCAUAUUUCAACAUAUGGCGYUGAGGAACUCAAACAACUUUUAGAAUUAAUGCAAUUAGAACAUGAAAAUAAUCUACAUUGUUGCCGUCCAUUGAAAGUGGUCAACUAUCUCCGGAGUGAAACAGUGAGACAUUGCAAAACAAUUGGACUCCCUAAAACAAAAGAAGAAAUAAAUGACCUAUUGGAGUAUUGGUUUAAAAAUGAGAAGURUUUCUCUCAUAAUACUUGCAUUCAUUACAAAAAAGUUUUUUCAUCAAUACAUUGUAUUAAUGAGAAAUCAAGAACAUAAAAAUAUUCGGUAUUAUAAUCCUUGGUGRAGUUAAAGUAUCAUAUACAUUGUAAAUCUUUUG
This is a messenger RNA of Diuraphis noxia (Russian wheat aphid), 2102 nucleotides long. RefSeq names its product PMS1 protein homolog 1-like. Gene Ontology annotation, biological process: mismatch repair. Lineage: Eukaryota; Metazoa; Arthropoda; Insecta; Hemiptera; Aphididae. The record is from RefSeq and is a predicted model, not a curated record. Gene Ontology annotation, molecular function: ATP-dependent DNA damage sensor activity; ATP binding; ATP hydrolysis activity. Gene Ontology annotation, cellular component: MutLalpha complex.